Molecule: messenger RNA, 1996 nt
Organism: Paramuricea clavata
Lineage: Eukaryota; Metazoa; Cnidaria; Anthozoa; Malacalcyonacea; Plexauridae
Source: the annotation of a GenBank genome assembly
AUGAGACAGCUUACUCAAUUACAGAUACUAAAAGAACUCGGCUACCUUUACCUUGAAGCCACUGACUAUCCAAAAUCAAUUGAGUACGCCCAGAAGCUUCUAAAUUUGGCCGACAUGUUGAACGUUCAGAAUUUCAAAGCAGAUGCCGAUUAUUUACUUGGUACAAACUACGCCCAUCAGAACUCGUUCGAGAAAGCACUGUCGCAUUUAGACGCAUAUAAACAAUACUGCCAUGAGACCGCUGACGAGUUAGGCAAAGCCAAAAUAUUGUUGACGCGAUCCCAAAUUGCUUGUCAACGUCACGAAGAUGAAACAUUUUUACUGUAUGCAAAGAAUUUUCUCGAGAAAGCGAAAACAGCAAACGAUGAAAUACUAGAAACUAAGGCCCUGGUUAAUCUUGCUAUUGCUCAUUUGCGCCUUUUUGACAUACAAAAAAGCUUACACUUUUCCGAAAAAUGUUUGCAAUUAGCUAAAAAAAAUUGUCAUGCCAAAUUGGAGAUAGAAAGCAAGUUUUCAAAGGCCACUGCAUAUUUAGUGUUGGGAGAAAAUGAGAAAGCGUAUUGUAUGCUUAUGGAAUGCCUUAAGUUCCUUGAAACCGAUCACAAGAAUAAAGAUUUAGAAUCCAUGGUUUUGGGCAACAUUAGCUAUGCAGCCCGUCAUUUGAGCCAGAAGUACGAUAGCAACAAGCUGAGGAAAGAGGCCUUGGUAUUUAUCCAGAGAACUCUAUCAAUUUCCGAAUCUAUUGGUAAUUCUAGUUAUGUUGCCCUCGGUCAUUUAAAUAUAGGUCUGACGUAUAUGGAAUGUUACGAAGACUACAACAACGCUAUCAAACAUUUCCAUGAAGGUUUAAGAAUGGGAGCGGAAUUGAAAAUCACCAGACUUAUUCACAACUGCUACUGCAGCCUCGGUAGGUUACACGAAGCCAAAGGAGAAAGGCAGGUCGCGCAUGAGUAUUUCACGAAAGCGCUCGAAACAAUCGACCCACCUUGUACUCACUGGGGUGAAGCGGACAAUCUACAAUUCAGCCCCGACUACUGGCUGGCAUUACAGCACAUCAGCGGGAAAAAGUGGAAAGAUGCUGUGAAAUGCCUUCAAGGAGUGAUUCAAAGAUGUAAACGUCAAGGUAAGAGUGUCAGUGACAGCCUUCUCAAAAUAUCCUUCAACGACAAGCUGACAAAGCCAUACCAAUAUUUACAGUAUGCUUAUCUCGAAAUGGAAGCCACUAAAGACGCUUUAGUCAUUGGUGAAGAAGGUAGAGCUCGAGAUUUUUACGACAAACUGGUAGACAGAAGCGACAAUAUCAUUGAAUCUACCCCCAACCCAGAUCUGUUCAAGAUCUCCAAAGCUCACAAUACAGCCGUGUUAUUUUUAUCUCAGCUGACUGUCGUAGGUCGAGUGUAUUGUUGGUUUAUCGGAAGCGAUGGCAGAAUCGUAGAUGUAUUUUGGGUGUCACAAGACAAGUGGAAACCAUUGCACACCAAAUUGUGUGUUAUCAUGCACGAAUUUGCAGUUCAGUGGGAGAAUUCAGAGACAUCCAUUGAAUACAGAGGAGUGGAGACGUUGGAAGAUGACACUGUAGUUUUGUUUCCUAAAUAUUUACAAAGCCUUAGCGAACACACAGAAUCUUCAAGGAACAACGCGUUCGAGAAGGAUGUUUUGGAUCCAGUUUCUGGCUCAAAACAUUUGUCCAGCCGAUUUGCGAAGGAAGAAAGCAAUCAAAGUAUAACAGGAGCCAACGAAUCGAUUCUAAGAUCAAACCAUAGCUCCAUAUCUCGGGCCCAAUCAUGUUUUUCUUUGAGACACGAGGCAGCAACAAGUUCAAAGAAAGGUUCAACAAAUCCAAUCGAAGAGUUAUCGAAGAUUACCAAUGAAAUAAGGUAAAUUAUAUUCCAAGUGAAACUUUGGGAAAAUUAAUGUAUUUCUAAACCGUAGCUUCUCAUACCAUUUAAAAUAGAUUAAUGAACUCGCGUUUCGAUAACGAAAUAAAUUGUUCUGG